Messenger RNA from Plasmodium vinckei vinckei, 1704 nucleotides. RefSeq names its product radial spoke head protein, putative. Gene Ontology annotation, biological process: cilium assembly; cilium movement involved in cell motility; axoneme assembly. The coding region runs from base 1 to 1704 and encodes 567 amino acids. Gene Ontology annotation, cellular component: axoneme; radial spoke. Lineage: Eukaryota; Apicomplexa; Aconoidasida; Haemosporida; Plasmodiidae. The record is from RefSeq and is a predicted model, not a curated record. The transcript has a single exon.
AUGGAAAAUAAUCUAGCGAUAUCUUUAAACAAUGCUAAGGACUAUCUAAAAAAGAAAAAUGAAAAUGGACAAUCUGUGUAUGAACAUAUUUGUGAUUUAAUUAAUUAUAUAAUUUUAGAAAAACCAGAUAAAUGUUAUGAUAAUUUUGAAAUAAUAUCAACACAAGUAAAAGAAAAUAAAAAAUGUAUUUAUAAAAAUAAUAAUACCUCAAAAAAUAUAUUAAAAGAAAUUGAUCAAACCAAUUCUACACUUGAUAAUUAUAUACUAACCGAUUAUAUAAAACAAAAAAAUGAAUGGAUGGAAAAAAUAAAAAACAUAAUUAACGAAAUUAAAUAUGCAGAAAAAUAUAAUGAACAAAACAUAAAUAUUAAACCAACUAAUUUACCAUUUUCAUUAAAUUUAUUUCAUCAAUUAGAAUUAAUAAAAUGGGCUGGAUAUCAAAUAAAUACUAGUCUAAUAUUCUAUAUUGAAAAUUCUAUAAAAAAUAUUUUAAAAAGAAAUAAAAAUUCAUUAAUAUCUUUAAACUUUUGGGGAAUACUAAAAGGAAUAAAUAAUGAUUACUAUAUCUUAGAAGGACAACUUAAAAAUUAUAAAAAAACUUUAUCUAGUUGUAAUAAAAAAAAAAAAAACAGCCAAAGUUCUACAAGUUCUAAAAAAUCACAUGACUCAGUCAGCUCAAAUGAAUCAACAAUUUCAAACUCAAAUUUUUCUACUACAUCAACUACACCCAACACAUCAGACAGUUAUAAUAGUGAAGAUCAAAAAAGCCAAGAUAAAUCAGAAAAAAAUAAUAUAAAUACAAAUAAUCUAAAAUAUUUAUAUACAAAAGAAGAAUAUCAAAAUUUUAAUAAAAAAAUAAAUAAGUAUGUUUACUGGGUCUCAAUUAAUGGUACUGGUAAAUGGAUUUUACUAAAACCAACUACCCCUGAAUAUAUAGAAAAAACUAGCAAAGCUAACAAACUCCUAACUGGAAAUAUUAAUCAUAUUAUUACCUCUUUCCCAAAUAUUCAAAUAAAAGAAAAACAUUAUCUAAGAGCCCUUAUUUCAAUAAUUUCAUCUUACACACACAUAUCACCAAAAAAUUAUUUUACUCUUAAACCACAAGAAGAGUCAGAAACAAAUGAACAAUCAGACGAUGAAGAAAAUGAAAGUCAACAAGAAAAUACACAAUCUAGUGAUGCCACUGAUGAAUCAGAAGAAACUGAAAAUGAUGAUAAUUCUGAUCCUGUAAUAAAUAAUAAAUUUGAAUAUGAUAUAAAUUUACUUUCAAAUAUUACAAAUUGGGUAUAUUCUAGACAUUAUUUUUUACCAAAUGGUCAUAUAAUAUAUCCAAAAAAUAAAUCAAAAAAAGAAAAGCUUGAUAAAAAUUAUAAACAAAUUUUAGAUCUAAUUAAACAAUCACCUCCUUUAAAAAUACUUAGAAAAAUUAAACCACAAAAAAAUAAUCAAACAAAUAUAUAUACAUGGAAAAUUAAGCAUCUCAAUCAUGGAUAUUCCUAUGGAACAAAUAAUAAUCACUAUGAUAUAAUUAUAAUUUACAAUUUUCUAUUUUAUGGUGCUUUUACAAUAUACUAUAAUAAACAAUAUUUUAAUUUUUACAUAGGAACUGGUAUUAAAUCUAAACAUGCUUAUAUUCAUACUUAUCAACCAGAUAAAAUAUAUUCAGAUAAUAGUGAAUUAUCAGAACAAGACCAAAUAGAAUAA